GUUGAAUGUACAGAACUGAUUGAUGGUGCUCAGUCAGGUAGCUAUCUCUGGUCCACUGUAACUAAGCAACGAGGCAACAAUGGUGCCGAAGGAAAAGGGAGGGUUGAGGCAAGGAGUGCUGGGAAAGCCGUUUCCUUUCUCGCAAUCUUCGGUUUUGCCAUAGUUUCGUAAAGUGAUGGUAUACGACGAAUGUGUUUUAAGAGUGCCCCUUGGCUUUGUCUUGUCCUUGAUCAAAAAAUAUACAACCCUUAUCAAAGUUGUUAGAUGCAGAAACUGGUUCGUAAUUAAUGGGCGCGUGAGAAGACGAGAAGAUUGUGCAGAGAAGCAGGGCCCCACGGCCAGAGGUGGGACUCAUGCAGUAGAAACGAAGCCAUGGAAUAUGCAGGGAGCCGAAAGUCAAGCCCCCAGCCACCCUUGGAUCCUGGAGACGAUAAAGUGGAUUGUGGGGUUCCCACCUUUAACCAAACGCAUAUGAAGAAUGCGUUCCAGCUCAUGAACGACCUGAGGAGUAAGAAGAUGCUGUGCGAUGUGUUGCUGGUGGCAGAGGAUAUUGAGGUUCCUGCUCACAAGGUGGUUUUGGCUUCCUGCAGCCCCUAUUUCUGUGCCAUGUUUACAGCGGACAUGAGCGAGAGCAAAGCCCGGAGGGUGGAGAUCAGAGAUGUGGACGGACAGACACUCCGGAGGCUGGUGGACUACAUCUACACUGCUGAGAUCGAGGUGACAGAGGACAAUGUCCAGGUCCUGCUGCCUGCUGCCAGCCUCUUGCAGCUGAUGGACGUGCGGCUCGCCUGCUGUCACUUCCUGCAGGCCCAGCUCCACUCCACCAACUGCCUGGGCAUCCGCGCCUUUGCCGACCUCCACGCCUGCACACAGCUGCUCAGCCAGGCCCACGCCUACGCAGAGCAGCACUUCUCGGAGGUGAUGCUGGGGGAGGAGUUCCUGAGCCUGUCGCUCCAGCAGGUGUGCGGUCUCAUCUCCAGUGACAAGCUGACUGUGUCCACUGAGGAGAAGGUUUUUGAGGCCAUGAUUUCGUGGAUAAAGCAGGAUAAAGAGACACGCUUGGAGCACAUGCCAAAGUUGAUGGAGCACGUCCGCUUGCCCCUGCUGUCGAGGGAUUACCUGGUUCAGAUCGUGGAGGAGGAGGCUUUGAUCAAGAACAACAACACCUGCAAAGACUUCCUCAUCGAGGCCAUGAAGUACCACCUGCUGCCUGCCGACCAACGACACCUCAUCAACACGGACAGGACACGCCCGCGCACACCGAUAAGCCUUCCCAAGGUGAUGAUUGUGGUGGGAGGCCAGGCCCCUAAAGCCAUCCGCAGUGUUGAGUGUUAUGACUUCCAGGAGGAUCGCUGGUACCAGGUGGCCGACCUGCCCUCCCGGCGAUGCCGAGCAGGCGUGGUGUUCAUGGCGGGGCGCGUGUACGCGGUGGGCGGGUUUAAUGGCUCCCUGCGCGUGCGGACGGUGGACUCGUACGACGGGGCGCGGGACCAGUGGUGCUCGGUCCCCAGCAUGCAGGAGCGCCGCAGCACGUUGGGGGCGGCUGUGCUGGGGGACCUGCUUUACGCCGUGGGUGGCUUCGAUGGCAGCACAGGCCUGGCCUCAGUGGAGGCCUACAGCUACAAGACCAAUGAAUGGCUCUUUGUGGCCCCCAUGAACACACGGCGCAGCAGUGUGGGGGUUGGAGUAGUGGAUGGGAAGCUGUAUGCGGUGGGCGGGUAUGAUGGGGCAUCCCGGCAGUGUCUCAGCACAGUGGAGGAGUUCAACCCAGUCAGCAACCAGUGGGAAUAUGUGGCUGAGAUGGGCACCAGACGCAGUGGAGCAGGUGUUGGGGUACUCAGUGGGCAGCUGUAUGCAGCCGGGGGCCACGACGGCCCCCUGGUCAGGAAGAGUGUGGAGGUGUACGACCCCCCCAGCAACAACUGGAGACAGGUGUCCGACAUGAACAUGUGUCGGAGGAACGCAGGAGUGUGUGCCAUUAACGGACUGCUGUACGUGAUUGGCGGGGACGAUGGCUCCUGUAACCUCUCCUCGGUGGAGUACUACAACCCUGCCACGGACAAGUGGAGCCUGAUCCCCACCAACAUGAGUAACGGCCGGAGCUAUGCGGGGGUCUCGGUCAUUGACAAGCCCCUAUGACAAAGAGCCUCGGCCAGCGUGGACCCACGGCCACCCACAAACCCAGACCACAGCAGAGACACCGACGUCUGACUGGGCGUCAGCUUCAGGGACCGAGCGGGUACUGCGGAGGACGCCCGUGAAAGGGACCUGUUUGAGCACAGGUGCUGCUGUGACACGUACACUAGAUGUGAGAAUGGAGUCAGGGGUGGGGGAGGGGGGCUGAGUGGGCCUUGCUGGCCUCACGCACAAACAAACAAUAUCUGCCUGGUGCAGAACAUCUUGAGAGCUGCUGCCAAAACAGACACCGGACCCAGACACCGUUCAGCAACACCGGUGAUGCUGCACUGCGAGUCGAGACUCCGCCGUAAACUCAUUAACUGGAGGGGAACGUUGGUUUAAUGUAGCUGUACAAAAACUAAAAGGGGUAACUGAGCAAUGCUGGCUGGACCUGAGAGACAGUGCUACAUUCUGUGGGAUAUAGGGAUAAGCCGUGCCAAUCGACACUACUUCACCCCAAAGUACUACUGAUCGAAAAAAAGGCACUGAACCACAGUCUGUCUGAAAAAUGACCAGGGGACAGAAGGCUGUGAUGUCAGGGUCAUCUUCCUUGGGUCUGGUGGAGGGUGAGGGGUUGUGUUUGUAUGUAUGGGCGUGUGUGUGCGUACGUUUGUGCGUGUGCAUGUGGGGGGGGGGGGGGGGUGCAGCCUGUGAGACAGUUGCUUAUGGAAAAAGCACUAACCAGAACCAGCAUGCAUCUGGGUCCAGAGGAGGUUGGUGGCCACUUCUGACAAUGCCUUACCUCACAGUGGGAUGUAAUUCUCUCGGCCCUCAGUUGCAGUGAGCUGUAGAGUCCUACGUUUCCACGCCGCUUUUACCACACAGCUCUGAGCUACGUCUCCUCGCCUGAGGGGAGACCCCUCUAAACAAAAACCUACCAUUCUGCUCUUUUCUGAGGUCAAUCUUCCAUCUAAAUCCACCCUUCAUAAGUACAGGUGUGAAACGCAGUGCACCUGAAUAUUUCAUGAAAGUCUCUCGUAGUACUGCUUUGACAGCACUGUACCUCCAAAUCCCAGUGUUGGGAGCUUAGCCCAGGGCUGUAAAGAUGAGGCAGUGGAAGAUGGGCCUUCAUCUUAUGCAGAGCCCAGAGCUGGCACAGAUUCCACCCCCGGUGAAGGUGCCAGCCUGGGUUACAAAGGGGCUGCUGUCUUCCUUUUGGCCAUAGCGGUGUGUUCAGGUGAGGUCUCCAUCCCUGGCCCUGGACAGCCGCACAGUCUGCUGGUUUUUGUUGUUGCCCAGCACUUAAUUGAGCCAUUAAAGCAAUCGACUACAUGGUAAAAUAACCUCGCCUGGUUUCUUGGGUCUGAACCAACUGUCGAUUUUCAGCAAGAAAUUAGAACUAGGAGACCCUGCGGCUUUCAAGGACCGUGAUUCCAAUUAUUCGAUUUGCGCAACGAAACUGGGAGGGAUAAACGGUGUAUCACAAAGGUGGCUUUUAAAUGAGGAAUUAAAACUGGGUUCUUCGAGCUGGAGUUUGAGUAAAUCAUGAUUGUCUGUUUGGAUUAUGCAAGUGCAAGUUAAAAUGCAGUUUCAUUGUGAUGUUGCAAAUUCCACUGCUUUUUCAGUGUUACUGCAUAUUUUUUAGAUUUGUCAUGGUAAUCGGCUUUUUUUUAAACCCAUGGCUCGCCAACAUUUUGGGCCAGUUUCGCUGACAAAGAUUAAGCCAAGUCCUACACUAAUUUAAAUUAUGAAUGGAGAUUUUCCAUACAAAACUCAAUUUAGACUCAUUUUUAAUGGGUCUUUGAAACCGGCCGUAUAAGACCAGUGCCUUUGUGAUACAAAUAUUCUUAGUGUUACACUGAUACAUAUUGGAAUUGCAUUAUUAUUAUUGUAGUGCUAUUUUUAAACGGGAACCAUCGUCACGGACAUGGAACCAGUACCACGGUGUAUUAGCCUGCUGCUCAGUGUGUUGCAGUGGGAGCCAGAGUGUCUGGUGGCUAACCUACUAGCGAGCAUGUGACCGAGAAAAUAAGCUAGUGGUACCCAAGCUUGGUCCUGGGGACCCUCAGUGUAUGAUCAUUUUCGUUCCAACCAUAGUUGCAAUUUGAACAAGCUGUUACAUUUUUCUUAAUUGCGUGCUUUUUGUGUCUAGAGGAAUUCUGGGAUUGCAACUCUAGUUGGAACAAAAACCAGCAUACACAGGAGGUCCCCAGGACCAUGGUUAGGAAACACUGAUGUAAGCCAAUGGUAUUGUAGCCGCUUUUGUGAACAGGCUCAUGGUAAAGGUGGAACUUCUUGUGGAGACCUGGAAUACUGCGAGCUCUCAGCAUUCGCACGCCAUCCUGACAGAAUCCAAGCCCUUCUCUCUCUCAGCAUUUUUCUGCUCUGAAUUGCCUGGUAUUUAUAAGUGGUGAGGCAUUACAGGCUAUUGUUGCUUUGAACCAAUAAUGGGCGUCCUGUCAACUCAACACAACUGUUUGUGGGCAGGUUAUAAAUCACAUUGAAGUAUAAGGGUGUAGAGAGAGGACCUGCUUACGUCUGUGUAAUUCUGGUUAACUUUGCUAUGUAAUACAAUAAAUACAGAUGAACUUUU
Conger conger (European conger) is the source of this 4711-nucleotide messenger RNA. RefSeq names its product kelch-like family member 3 (gene klhl3). The record is from RefSeq and is a predicted model, not a curated record. The transcript has 15 exons. Gene Ontology annotation, molecular function: protein binding. Lineage: Eukaryota; Metazoa; Chordata; Actinopteri; Anguilliformes; Congridae. Bases 373 to 2139 code for a protein of 588 amino acids.